This is a messenger RNA of Trachymyrmex cornetzi, 1200 nucleotides long. RefSeq lists its product as uncharacterized. The coding region runs from base 60 to 1082 and encodes 340 amino acids. Lineage: Eukaryota; Metazoa; Arthropoda; Insecta; Hymenoptera; Formicidae. The transcript is spliced from 4 exons. The record is from RefSeq and is a predicted model, not a curated record.
CCGAGAGAAACAUACAAGGAUAUCGAUCGUGGACGGUCUCGAUCUUGUUGAUUUUCCGCAUGGAGCACAAAGACUAUGCCACCGUGUCCUAUGAUCAGUCAGUAGUUAGUUGUACUUUAUUGAUGCCUGACAACCUCCACAUUAAUAUACUGAGAAGAGGUCAUUACGAAGUUUCAAUGCAAGACCAAGUUAAUCUGAAGAUUUUCAACAAUGACGCGGUGUUCUGGAAGAUAUGUGCUACUUGCGGCGGUAGAUCGAUGUCGACUUACCAUAUAAGGUUUGGGAAUCCGGAGCUGAUUCCCAAACGAUUCUCACGACUGUUGGUAUUCUUGGGGAUAUGCUUGAGGUUAAAAGUGAUGGUACCACGCGUUAUCAUCGAAACGAGGACCAUCAAAAGGGUCGCGAAUGCAACGACGACGGUCUUGAAUACGGCGAAGAAAAAAGAAACAGCGAAGAAAAAGGCGCCAACUUGGAGGCAAGGAUCUAUUGCAAACAUGAACGUUACAUCUGACAAACGGACGGAUUACGAUAGAAUUGAAUUACCGCGAAGCACUUAUUCAUUCCCGUACAACUGGUUGUUCCCCUUUGGCAAAAAAGUAGUUUCUGAAAGAACUCGGAACGAAGUUUUAGCAAAGCGAAAUGAGCAGUCGCUGCCGAAGUUAUUGCGAGUGCGCGUCUUCUUCGGCAUUAAAGGGGCAGACAGAAGCGUCCUGAUCGAUAUGCAGAGAGCUAUGGGACGCUAUUGGAUAUCUGUGUUACGUGAUGGUGACAAAUGUCGGCUAUUUUACGCGACUGAAAGCAGUCAACCCUGCGAAGUUGAAAAUGAUUACGGGAGUUUAGAGGACGGCCUACGAAAACUGGCUGUAGGCGUUAAGAGAAGCAUCGACGUCGAGACGUACGUCAGAAGCCUUCAGGGUAAGCUCAUUAAAACGAGCACGAAAGCUCUUCGGCAGUCGAGCCGUCUUGUGGAGUUACUUCGUCAAAGAGGCUCCAUGAAGAAGGUAUAUGAAUGGUAUAAACAGUGCAUGAGGAAACGAAUUAUUGUGCCUUUGGAAAUAUUGCUGACUUGCGUUAUUUCUUAAUGAAAAACCAUGUCGACGAGCUAAUAUCGAGGAAAAGUUACUCGUGUGUGUCGCGAGAAAAAGAAGACAAACUUAUCGACAGAAAUAAAGAAAAUUGUUGAUCUUUCUGUUGAAAUGU